Messenger RNA from Kockovaella imperatae, 5637 nucleotides. RefSeq names its product putative 1,3-beta-glucan synthase. Bases 179 to 5575 code for a protein of 1798 amino acids. NCBI's taxonomy places the organism in Eukaryota, Fungi, Basidiomycota, Tremellomycetes, Tremellales, Cuniculitremaceae. Gene Ontology annotation, cellular component: 1,3-beta-D-glucan synthase complex; plasma membrane. The transcript has 11 exons. Gene Ontology annotation, biological process: fungal-type cell wall polysaccharide biosynthetic process; (1->3)-beta-D-glucan biosynthetic process. Gene Ontology annotation, molecular function: 1,3-beta-D-glucan synthase activity. The record is from RefSeq and is a predicted model, not a curated record.
CGUCGGUGGGCAUCGUUGGCAUCAUUGGCAUCAUUGGUGUGAAUGCUUCACCGCCGCGGUGCAUGUGUCACGCUGAUAAAGUCCAACCUUGCUGUCUUGCCAAAACCCCCCCUUUGUGUUCUCCCGGCGACCAAAACAUUUAAAAAAUCACGCUGACACCGACAAUCCUCACAGCACCAUGUCCUAUCCUCAUCCUCCACCAGGCCCUAAACACGCUCCCUCCUCCUACUCCUCUGGAUCAUCUGAUCCUUUCAAUUCAACUCAACAACUCCCUUACUCUGACAACCCUCACAAUCCCUAUGGCGGAGCCCCCAACCCUGGCGCGGGCGGUGCGGGCGUAGCUCCUCCCGGUCAAGCUGGUCAAUACACGCCAUACUAUGACAAUGAUCCUGAGAUGGAUCGUAGAUACGAAGGUGGGGGUAUGGGUCGAGAAACCUGGGCCAGUGAAAGUGGUUGGUCACAGAAUGACCCUGACAACAAAUUUGGAUCGUCUGACUUCCAGCAUCAAUCCGGUUAUCUUCCGUCGCGGGCGUCUACCCCGACGUUCACUGAGGGAAGUCGGGAUGGACAUCGACCUAGGGAACCUUACCCCGCUUGGACUGUCGAGGCGAACAUUCCCCUAUCAAAGGAGGAAAUUGAAGAUGUCUUGAUCGAUCUCGCCAACAAGUUUGGGUUCCAAAAAGAUUCCUCUCGAAACGUGUACGAUUUCCUCAUGAUUCAGCUCGACUCGCGAGCUUCACGAAUGUCACCGAAUCAGGCUUUGCUCACGUUGCACGCGGACUACAUCGGAGGUGAACAUGCCAACUAUCGUAAAUGGUACUUCGCCGCUCAGCUCGAUCUCGACGACGCCAUCGGAGCAGCUCAAAACCCUGGCUUGGCUCGGGUCCGCUCCGUCGCGCGACGAGGCAAAGGUGCCAAAGUUGGCUCAGCGUCCUCAAAAUCCCUCGACAGUGCGACGAACCGAUGGCGAACAGCCAUGAACAACAUGAGUCAGUACGAUCGCCUCCGACAGGUCGCCUUGUAUUUGCUCUGUUGGGGUGAAGCCGCGCAGGUCAGAUUCAUGCCCGAGUGUCUCUGCUUCAUCUUCAAGUGUGCCGAUGACUACUAUCGAUCCCCCGAAUGUCAAAACAGGGUCGAUGCAGUGCCUGAAGGCCUAUACCUUCGCGCCGUCAUCAAGCCAUUGUACAAGUUUCUGCGAGACCAAGGGUACGAAGUAGUGGAUGGCAAGUUUUUGAGACGGGAAAAGGACCACGAUCAGAUCAUUGGAUACGACGAUGUCAACCAGUUGUUCUGGUACCCCGAGGGUAUCAGCAGGAUCGUGCUCAAUGACAAGACUCGACUCGUCGACAUUGCCCCCGCUCAACGAUUCAUGAAGUUUGACCGCAUCGAUUGGCCCAGAGUCUUUUUCAAGACAUACCUCGAAAAGCGAUCCUUCUUCCACCUUCUCGUCAACUUUAACCGAAUUUGGAUCGUUCACAUCUCCAUGUUCUGGUACUACACUGCUUACAACGCGCCUGCUAUCUACGCUCCUCGCGGUUCCACCAGAGCCACUGCGCCCAUGGCUUGGUCCAUGACUGCUUUGGGUGGUGCCGUCUCUACGAUUAUUAUGAUUGCCGCUACCAUUGCCGAAUUCAGCUACAUCCCGACUAACUGGAACAACACGUCGCAUCUGACUCGUCGUCUGAUCUCCCUGUUGAUCGUCUUGGCCAUCACGGGUGGACCUUCGGUCUACAUUGGUAUCUUUGAUCAGAACGGUCAGAUCUCCUUGAUUCUCGGUAUCGUGCAAUUUGGAUGCUCUGCUCUGGCCACCGCGGCAUUCGCCAUUUUGCCCUCGGGACGGAUGUUUGGAGACAGAGUCGCAGGCAGGAGUCGAAAGUAUUUGGCCAACCAGACAUUCACAGCAUCUUACCCUACCCUCACCAAGGGCAGUCGUGCUGCGUCGUGCCUGCUCUGGAUCCUCAUCUUUGGAUGUAAAUUGACCGAGUCUUACUUUUUCCUCAUCUUGUCUUUCCGUGACCCUAUCCGAGUCAUGACAGGCAUGAAGGUUCAAAACUGUACGGACAGGUAUCUUGGCUCCAACCUUUGUAUCAAUCAGGCGGCAUUCACCCUCGCCGUCAUGUUUGUCAUGGACUUGACGCUCUUCUUCCUCGACACAUUCUUGUGGUAUGUCAUCUGGAACACCAUCUUCUCGAUUGCACGGUCGUUUGCCCUCGGCAUGAGCAUUUGGACGCCGUGGAAAGACAUCUUUGCGAGAUUGCCAAAGCGUAUCUACGCAAAGCUGUUGGCGACCGAGGAUAUGGAAGUGAAGUACAAGCCAAAGGUGCUCGUGUCCCAAGUCUGGAACGCCGUCAUCAUUUCGAUGUACCGAGAACACUUGUUGUCCAUCGAGCAUGUUCAAAAGCUUCUGUACCACCAAGUUCAGUCUGACCAACCUGGCAAGCGAACCCUUCGAGCUCCCGCGUUCUUCAUCUCUCAAGGCGACAAGGGACUCAAGACGGAAUUCUUCCCCAAGGGAUCCGAAGCCGAACGACGAAUCUCCUUCUUUGCUCAAUCGCUCACCACUGCGAUGCCAGAGCCCAUUCCUAUCGAUUCGAUGCCGACAUUCACAGUGCUCGUGCCUCACUACUCGGAGAAAAUCCUCCUGUCGCUCCGAGAAAUCAUCCGAGAAGAGGACCAAAACACCCGAGUCACUCUGCUGGAGUACCUCAAACAAUUGCACCCCAUCGAAUGGGACAACUUUGUCCGAGACACCAAAAUUCUGGCCGAAGAAUCCAACAUGUUCAAUGGUGGAGGUAACCCAUUCGGAUCCGAUGAAAAGGCAGAUUCAAAGCGAGCAGACGACAUUCCAUUCUACACCGUCGGUUUCAAAUCUGCUGCGCCGGAGUACACCCUGCGAACGCGUAUCUGGGCGUCACUGCGUGCUCAAACACUGUACAGGACGGUUUCCGGAUUCAUGAACUAUUCCAAAGCGAUCAAGCUGUUGUACCGUGUGGAAAACCCCGAAGUCGUCCAGCUAUUUGGCGGAAACACCGAUCAGCUUGAGCGUGAACUCGAACGCAUGGCUCGACGAAAGUUCAAGUUCGUCGUGUCCAUGCAGCGAUACUCCAAGUUCAACAAGGAGGAGCAUGAGAAUGCAGAAUUCUUGCUUCGAGCGUAUCCGGAUCUGCAGAUUGCCUACUUGGACGAAGAGCCAGCCAGGAAGGAUGGUCAGGAAUCCCGCAUCUUCUCGGCCCUCGUCGACGGACACUCUGAAAUCAUGCCUAAUGGUCGACGACGUCCCAAGUUCAGGAUCGAAUUGCCAGGAAACCCUAUUCUCGGUGAUGGAAAGUCUGAUAACCAGAAUCAUGCGAUUGUCUUCUACCGUGGUGAAUACCUCCAGCUUAUCGAUGCCAACCAGGACAACUAUCUCGAAGAGUGUCUCAAGAUCCGAAACGUGCUUGGCGAGUUUGAAGAAUUCCGUAUCUCUGCACAAUCACCAUACGCUCAGAACGGUCAUUCCGAAUUUAACAAGUUCCCCGUUGCCAUUCUCGGAGCGAGAGAGUACAUUUUCUCUGAAAAUAUCGGUAUCCUUGGUGAUAUUGCUGCGGGUAAGGAACAGACAUUCGGUACGCUCGCUGCGAGGUCGUUGUCAUUCAUUGGAGGAAAACUGCAUUACGGACAUCCCGAUUUCCUCAACGCUAUCUACAUGAACACGCGUGGUGGUGUGUCCAAAGCGCAAAAAGGUCUCCACCUCAACGAAGAUAUCUACGCCGGUAUGACUGCCUUUGGACGAGGAGGUCGAAUCAAGCAUUCUGAAUACUACCAAUGUGGUAAAGGUCGUGAUCUCGGUUUCGGCACCAUUCUCAAUUUCCAAACCAAGAUUGGAACGGGUAUGGGUGAACAGAUGCUGUCCCGAGAAUACUACUACCUCGGCACGCAAUUGCCUGUGGAUCGAUUCCUGACAUUCUACUAUGGUCACCCUGGUUUCCACAUCAACAAUAUCCUCGUCAUGAUGUCGGUGCAGAUCUUCAUGUUGGCACUGGUCUUCCUCGGUACGCUCAACAAGCAGCUCCCCGUGUGCAAGUAUAAUUCACGAGGGGACAUCCUGCCUGGUCAAUCUGGUUGCUACAACCUUCAACCCGUGUUCAAGUGGAUCAGGCGAUGUAUCAUCUCCAUCUUCCUCGUGUUCUGGAUCGCCUUUGUCCCCCUGUUUGUCCAGGAACUCACUGAACGAGGAACCGGUCGAGCCAUUCUGCGUCUGGUCAAGCACUUCCUGUCCCUCUCUCCCGUGUUUGAAGUCUUCUCAACCCAGAUCUACAUGCACUCGAUUCUCAACAACUUGACAUUUGGUGGCGCUCGGUACAUUGCGACCGGUCGUGGAUUCGCAACCACUCGAAUCUCCUUCUCCAUCCUCUAUUCUCGAUUCGCCGGUCCAUCCAUCUACUUGGGUCUUCGAACCCUCAUUCUCCUGCUGUACAUCACCAUGAGUGUCUUCAUACCGCUCAUCAUUUACUUCUGGAUCACCGUCGUCGGUCUCUGCGUCGCGCCAUUCCUCUUCAACCCACACCAGUUCUCCUUCAGCGACUUUAUCAUUGAUUACCGAGAAUUCCUCCGAUGGAUGUCCAGAGGAAACUCUCGAACCCAUGCCAACUCGUGGGUCGGAUACUGUCGUCUCUCCCGAACGAGAAUCACAGGGUUCAAGCGGAAGCGACUCGGUCUACCAUCCGAGAAACUCUCGAGUGAUAUGCCUAGAGCACCUUGGCGAUCCAUCAUUGUUGGUGAAAUCAUUGGACCACUCUGCAUCGCCAUCAUGUUUGUCAUCUGUUACUUGUUUGUCAAGUCGUUCCCCGCGUCUAAUGGAGUCACUCAACCUGGUCUCCUCCGAAUCGCCAUCAUCGCCCUCGGACCCAUCGUCUGGAACAUGGCUUUGCUUUUGGUUCUCUUCUUGGUCUCAAUCUUCCUGGGUCCUAUUCUUAACACCUGUGGGACCAACUUUGGAGCCGUCAUGGCUGCCAUUGCGCACUUUGGAGCCGUCGUCGGAGCAAUCUUUGCGUUUGAGCUGUUGUGGUUGCUCGAGUUGUGGGACGUUUCCCACUCCGUUCUCGGUUUGAUCGCCGUGAUCGCCGUCCAACGAUGUAUCUUCAAGAUUUUAAUCGCUGUUCUCCUCACCCGAGAGAUGAAAGGAGAUGAGAGCAAUCGUGCCUGGUGGACUGGUGUUUGGACUGGCCGAGGUAUGGGCGCCUCCGCCAUGUCCCAACCUGCCAGAGAGUUUAUUGUCAAGACGAUUGAGAUGGGACUCUUCGCCGCCGACUUCUUGGCUGCUCACGUCUUGUUGCUCUUCCUCGCCAUCCCGGCUAUCAUUCCCUACUUUGAUCGCAUCCAUUCAAUGGCAUUGUACUGGCUGUUGCCUUCGAAACAGAUCCGUCCCCCCAUUUUCAGUUUGAAGAUCAAGAAGCAACGCCGGAAGACUGUCUUUACUUAUACGCUUGUCUUUGUGGCGAUCCAGGCCUGUUUGGUUGCCUUAAUCGUCGUCCCCCUUCUCUUCCAGCAAGUCAUCAGUGUGGAAUUGGGAACACCAUUCGGAGGAGCCAUCUAAGGAACGUCGUUGGUCGUUCUCGACUCGGCUAUCAAACAAAAAGGGAACUUCAUCGUCGCCCA